AUGGCCACCGCCGCCGCCGGCAGCAGCAGCUUCCGGCGAACAAACCCUUCGGUGACCUCUCUCGGCGGCUCUCCGGCGACCGCCGCCGCCGCCGGCGUGAAGCGCGGCCCAAACGCGGCUCUCUACGUCUCCUCCGGCAUCCCCACCCUCGACGGUACUGCAUCUCUCUCACCUUCCCUGGUUUUUUCCGAAGGUUUGGGAGGGAGAAGAAACUACUAAUGGCGGGUCUGGUUUUUCAGCGAUUCUGGGUGGGGGUUUCCUCCUGGGCAGCCUGGUGAUGAUCGUAGAGGACGCUGAAGCUCCCCACCAUCUCCUUCUUCUUAGGAACUUCAUGGCUCAGGGCCUCAUCCACACCCAGCCGCUGCUGUUCGCCAGCUCCACUGUGGACCCCCGGGCGUUCAUGGGCACCUUGCCCAGCCCCUUGUCGUCCCCUUCCUCCUCCGCCUCCUCCUCUUCUGCUCAGUUAGCCAAAGGGAUAGUGCUCCCCGCCGCAGAUGAUCACCUGCAGCCACAGGUAGUAGUAUCCAUCUCGCUGUCGCCUCUCUCUCCUCUCUUCCUGUCUACCUUGUUCCGUAGCUCUUGGUCAACGGCUCUUUUCUCUGUUCUUCCUCGUGUCUGACUUUGGUUUAUGGAUGUGGAAAGGGACUGAGGAUCGCAUGGCAGUACAGGAAGUAUUUUGGGCCGCAGAAGGACGCGCCACAGGGUAACAAUGGAGGUGAGAAAGCUGUGUGGGAGAGCCAGCUGUGCUGUUCAUUCCAGCCACCAUUAGUCUCCCAGCUCUUUGUUCCCAUGUUGACCCUCGUCAUCGGAGUUGGUGGUCACUUUUAAUAGAAUUUGGUAGAUUGACCAAAUCGGCUGUUUCUAAUGACAUCUUUUUAACGCUUUCGUUUCAAGAAGCCAUCUCUGUUCUGUUUCUACUUUUCUCUGCUGGAAGUAGUGUUUCAUCCUGGAUGGAGUCUCUGAUUUCGCAGUUUAGUAUGCAUUAAAUUCUCUCACUAGCAUGGUGGUACAACGUACUCCAAGAUGAUUGGAUGCACUUCAGAGAUUAUUUAGUGGAUCAUUUUCUUACUAAAUCGGACAGUGAUUCUUAUUUUUCUUCUUAAUUCUUCUUAUUUUACAAAGCAAAGACCUUCAUUCAGACACGAAUCUUACAUUGUCCGGAGCCUCUAGUGUCACCUCCUGGAAGUUACUCCAGAGUGAGCUGAAUGCCUGACGAAAAAGUUUGUAACAUCAUGAAUGAAAGAAUCUUCAUUUCGAUUGGGUCACCUCUCAAGCAUACAUUGUCAUGCAUACAUUGAUUUUUGGGACUCUCAAAUCUUGUCAUGUUGAUUUUUUAUGUGGAAGAGUGAGAUGGCGACUCGAGUUCUGUUUCAUCAAUGGGGAUUGUCCUCCACUUUGAAGUUGUAUUUGGGAAAAAAAUGUGUACUCUUGGUCUCUACAGCUUGAUAGUAAAUUGGAAAUAUUACUCUCGGGGUAAUGAAUAGUAUGGGUAAUGAUGUAAGACUUAACUACUACGUAACGGCCAUUGUCGUAUGAUUAAAGAUACAGCCUCCUCUCUUCAUGCAACAUCUCCAGAUACCUUUUGCUUCCCACUGUUGGAUUCUCCUUCCAGAAGCCUCCUAUUCAUGGUUCUUCCUUUUUUUUUAUUUUGACGAAGCAAGUGCGGAUGAACUGCUUCAUAGGUGGCACUUGAGAGGCUCCAACUCCCUUGUCAACCAUCAUAGUUAUAUGCCGCAUGAGUCAACUAGAAAAUUUCUUCAUGCAGCUUUUCAGAGUUGGCUGAUUUUCCACGUGAUUGCUUCUGAUUACACGUUACUCCUGCUCUCUGUAUCGUCUGGCCUCUUGCUUCCAUGGUUUUCCACUCCCCAACUGUGACUUGCUAUGAGCUUUUCUUGUUGUGCCUUUCUCAACUCUGUUUGUGCUGAAUCGGAUUUGGGUGGAGUCUUUAGUUAUAAAUUACAAUUUCACGCUGAAAAAUGGAUUAUACUUUUUUUUUUUAGAAAAUAGAUCUAUCUUGAGGGUGGUAUUUCUCAGUUUUGAUUUCCCUAUUUAAAGUUAAAAAUAUGGUCAUGGUAUUACAGAGGAAACAGCUCAUCAGGUAAUUGGGAAAAAGGAAAAAGCUCUACUUAUGUUGCGUGGAAUAGCUUACUAGAAGAGGGUACGAUGUCUUCUAAAUGAAAAUUUAACACUAUUUGUGUAAGCAUUUGGAGUUCUUUCUUGCACCACAUCUGGGAUUAGAACCUUGAAUUUAUGUUGACACCUCUGCCUAUGAUAUUUGCAGUUAAAUUGAUUUUCAUUAAAUGUGAUAGUUGAUGAUUGGCCAUGUGGGUUUCUUGCAACUCGUACUCAAAUUAAAAAGCGAAACAAACUCGGAAGAAAAUCUCCUUAAUAUAAAGCUAAUAGACUUUGAAGAUCUAAUCUUAUUUCUGGUAUGAUGAAAUACUCUGUCGAUUUCCCUUUCUUGACUGAUCAUAUUAAUUUUUUUUUUGGAGGCUUGACUAUUAUAACUAAUUGUGUUAUCCAUUUCUAUCCAAAGAUUUCCAGAAACAUGGCAUAUUUUGGGCUACGACAUUAAAAAAAAUCAUUUGAUUUUAAAAAUUCGUUUGAAAUUUCUUAUGCCUGCUCUUAUUACAUAAUACAGUGAAUUUCAGAUACAUUCUGGUCGAAUGUACUGGGAAUUAUUUUAGUGAAUGAUUUUUUUUAUAUUUUUAUACCCUUUUCCUUCGUUCUGUGUCUAGCAAAUAUUUUCUUUCAAUCUUUGCCAUUGCAACUCACUGCAAUGCAAAGGAAGAAAUAUCCCGUUAAAAUACUGCAGAACACCUAAGACGCUAUUCCAUGCCCUCUUUUGCUUUUUUUUUUUUUUUUGCGAAAGAACAAUUUUCUUUGGUGUUUUUCUACCUCUUACUUGUUUCCUUUGAGCUGAUUCCAACACCAAUCCUGUGAAUUCGAGAAAAUUAUCCUUUCAACCUUUUUCUGUUUAUAGGAUAUUGAUGAAAAUAUCAUAUUUUGCAGACAAGAAAGAGUUCUCGUGUGAAUUUGACUUGCGAAAACCCUUGGAUAAGCACCUACUCAUUGGAGAGCAUAUUGAGUCUGCCAGAGUGCAGGACUAUCCAAAUCUUGGAUCUCUCUUAGAUCAUUGCUGUGCAUUUUUAUCUCGACUUCAGAAGUAUGCUACUGUUUAUUUUUCAUGAUAUAUUUUCUAGAAAAUAUUUGAGACUUUUUUUUAUCAAUAGUGCUUUUUCAUGAUACAUGUUCUCAGAGAUUUCUCAUGCUUCUUGCUGGUCCUUAUCGAUUUGUAUUCACUGGUUUCAAAAGACUUCUGAUGCUGCUCCAUGCUAAAAUUUAUCGUCAUACACGCAUGUCAAGCAUGCCAAAUCGGACAUUUAUCAUCCUCCAAGUAGCAUACUUAUCAUCAAUCCAAUAAAAAGCUUCUCAAGAAGGUGAAUCUCUUUUGGGGAUGCUUGUCUUACUGACCAUUCACGUUCUAACCGUCCAAGGGGAGCCCAUCCAAUGGUGGAACCCUAAGAUUCCCCCCUUGAUAUGUUUUAAAGGGUUGACACUUUCAAAAUGUCAUGUCGGCUAGGAAGAAGGAAAAGAGUUGUAACAUUGAACUCUACUUCUGUUGGGUACCUGGUGGUGGGCUUUAAGCUGUAAUCCACCAAGAAAAAGAAAGGAGGUGAGGUGAAUAUGAUAGACAGCUUUGGUGCUUCAAGCAGUAAUCCAGAGAAGAUAGAACAUUGCUUGUUCUCAGUAAUCACAUUAAAAACAGAGAUAAAAUAAGAAACAUAGAAAUAUGAAGACUCAAGGAGAAGAGAAACUCCCUUCCAUGGUGAUGGUUUGUUGAGUUUUGAGGAAGAGAGACUUGGGGGGGGGGGGGGAUGGCUUCCACAGCGGGGGAAGGGCCAUUCUAUGUCUGUCCGAACCUGACUACAGCCAAACUGAAAAAAAGAAAUGCAGCCAAGGAGAGCAGCUGGUGGUUCCUACUACUCUUCCCAAGCUUGAGAUGGUAGAUUUGAUAAAACAAACUGGUAUUUGGGAUGUCCCCUUUCUCGCUCCUCUCAUCUCCACAUUUUCAAUUUCGUUCUUGUUUCUCUGUGUUAUGAAGGUAUUCUGAUUCCCCAGCGUUGAGAACAGGCAAGACUAAUACUACUGAAGGAAGAUCCUUAAGAUGAUAACAUAUUUCCGAUGGUUCCUUCAAGAAGAUUAUAUUGGGUGCCGCCGACCAAUGUGAAGAUCACUGGGGUUAUCAUAUUCCAAAUAGUGCGCCUGUUGCAAAAGAGAGAUACAAGGGCGUGCACUGUCAUGUAGGGAAGCUGGGUUUAGUUCACUUGUACCAUCGUGUCCACCGUUGGUCUGCAUUGUUGACAGCCAUCAUUUUAACCCACCAUUGCACAUCUUAUCCUUUGAAUGUUUCUCUUGAAUGGGAAGUGCCCGUUUAGCCCACUCCCUUUGCCUAGCUUAUGGUACUCUCCCUCGAUGCUGACCGAAAACAGAGGAUUCUUGUAAAUAUUUAGACAUCCUGCUAUUGAAAUACUAUGAAGCCCUGGUCUAAUAGCCAAUGCGGAAGUGCUAACAGUGGCUUAUGGCCCAGCAGUGACCUUCUCCCAUGAUUUAGGAUAAAUUUGGCUAAACCAUUUCAACAAUCCAUAGUGGAAAUACUAUUGUUGACAACUUAUGAUUCAGCUAUAGUGAUGGGCUACUGCGGCAUGAUUGUAUCCCCUGGCCUAGAGAAUAGUUUCGAUAGAACUAUAUGACAGUUUAGUUAUAUUAAAGCCUGAGACGGUAUUUUCUAUCAAAAUUUUCUGCCAAGCCUAAUUUUAAUGCUGCAGAAUGUACCUGCCAUUUCAAUAACUUCAGUUUCUCUGUUCUGGCUUCUCUCUAGAUUCCAUGGUUCUCUAUGCCUGCUCUAGAUGCAUAUGAUUGGUUCUUUUUAACUUGAUGCGGUUUUACUACUUCUUUGUAUUGUAAGAUUCGGUCUGACAUACAGAAAUGAUAGCGGGAUCCAGUGUGCCGGUCGUAUUGUCAUACAAUCUCUUUGUGCCCCGCAAUGUGGUUUCUCCAAACUGGUACUUUUAACUGUGUUGUGUGCUUCUUCAGAGUUUCUUCCUUGAGCAAACUCUUGGGAUAUCCAAUGGUUGAAACCUUCAUUCAUUUUUCAGGAUUGGGAUAUGAUCUCCUUCAUCAGGUCCCUGAAAGCUGCGCUACGAGCUUCCAAUGGGGUUGCAGUCCUUAGUUUCCCUGCUUCUGUUCUUCCGCCUUCCUUCUCUGUGAGAUGGAAGCAUCUGGCAGAUACUCUCCUAUCUGUCAGCGCUAUCCAAGGUAUUGUUCUUGAAAGUGUUCAUAUUUUUGCAUAUUAUUUAGCAGCUUCUUAUGCAGAAUUGGCAUUUUUUUUUUUUUUUGUUAUCAGAUGAAGACAAGAACCUUGCACAGCUCCUCUCUGGUUACCAAGAUAUGGUUGGAUUUCUCAAGGUUCAUAAAGUUGCACAGCUCAACACCCAGGUACCCACCCACAACUAGCUACUUUGACUCUCAUAAUAACCUUCUUCGGGUAAUAUUCUUGGAUAAGUAUCAUAUUUUGACUUUUGAUGGGAGUUGGAGAAUAUUUCUACAUUUCCUUGGAGUAACCUGGGAUUUUGAUUAGGUUCCCACCAUUCCAGAAGCAAGAACGUUCUCUUUGAAGCUGCAACGCAGAAGAUCGUUGGUUUUAGAACCGUUGAAUCAAGCACCAGUUAGUAAUGGCUCGGAUGGGAGCUCGGACAGGUCGUCGGGAAGUUGUGGAUCUUCAAAACCCUCAUCCGUUGACUUCUGA
Molecule: messenger RNA, 5809 nt
Organism: Spirodela intermedia
Lineage: Eukaryota; Viridiplantae; Streptophyta; Magnoliopsida; Alismatales; Araceae
Source: the annotation of a GenBank genome assembly